AUGCCUGCCAGCCGAGUCCUCGUUUAUCUGCUCCGCCGCGAUCUAAGAAUCUCCGAUAAUCCUGUCUUCCACCGUCUUACCUCGACUUCGGACCAUGGCUUUACUCACCUUCUUCCGGUCGUGGUCUUGCCACCUGACCAAAUCGAGACCUCUGGCUUCCUGAACCCUGCCCAAACUUCUCCCUUUCCACUAGCCAAGAGCAAAGUCGGCAACUUUUGGCGAUGUGGUCCUCACCGAGCAAAGUUCCUUGCCGAAGCUGUCUGGGAUCUCAAGGACACACUGGUCUCCCGUCACAGUGGUCUCAUUGUCCGUAUUGGAACACCGGCCGAUAUUGUCCGCGGUAUCAUCCAACACCUCCAAACUUCGGGCAACGCGGCUGUAUCUGCCGUCUGGAUGACCGACGAUGUUCCCAUCGAGGAAAGGCAACAGCAAGCCGAUAUAUCAGUCGUAUGCGAUAGAGCCAACAUCGAUUUCACCCUCAUCCCUGACGAGAAAUACUAUAUUGACGAUCGCGACCUCGAUAUUGCUACCCAGGAGCUUCCGGAUGUGUUUACAACCUACCGCAAGGCUCAGGAGCCGCUGCGCGAGAAGCCACGCGACGUAUAUCCCGACUCCAAGUCUCCUCUACCUCCAUUCCCGCCAGAGGCGUUAAUACCGCCACAGUCGAUACCAUUUCAGGUACCGGAUAAUCUUGACAGUUUUUUGAAAUGCCUAGUCAAACCCCUCGCUUUCGAAUUGCCCAACCCCCCUGCUCCACCCCCAGACGCUCAAUCAGCCCACCCUUUCCUCGGCGGCGAGCAGAGUGCAAUGAAUCGAUUGCAGCACUUGGUUAAGUCUGGUGCCGCUUCCUCCUACUCCGAUACUCGCAAUGGUCUUCUCGGCGCCGACUUCAGCACCAAACUGUCUGCCUUCCUUUGCCUGGGUUGCCUGACUGCCCGGCAAGUACACGGCGAACUAGUCAAGUUUGAGGACGGCACCGACUCACAGUACCAAGAAGCUACUGGAUAUGGCCAAGGGGAAAACAACGGUACCAAGGCUAUUCGUCUCGAACUCUUAUGGCGCGAUUACAUGCGACUUUGUACCAAGAAAUUCGGCGCAAAGCUGUUUGGUGCCUCAGGGUUUCGAGAGGUCGACGGAUACUCCAAGAAGUGGAAAACAGCCAACCCCGCGACCGCCAGCCAAGACCAAAAUCCCCCUCCGCAAAGAAUCGCCGAAAUGAUCCUGCGAGUUCUACAAGGCGACACAGGAAUGGGUCUCAUCGACGCGUCGCAGAGGGAAUUAUUCCUCACUGGCUACACGUCAAACCGAGCGAGACAGAAUGUAGCCAGCUUUUUUGCAAAACACUUGGAUAUCGACUGGCGCUACGGAGCGGAAUGGUACGAAUGCAUGUUGGUUGACUAUGACGCUUCCUCGAACUGGGCCAACUGGCAAUACGUCGCCGGCGUUGGCAACGACCCUCGCGGCGAUGCCCGUAUCUUCAACCCAGUCAAGCAGGCUUUUGACUAUGAUAAGCAAGGAGACUAUGUGCGCACCUGGAUUCCUGAGGUACGAGGCUUUGAAAACAUUGAAAACGUGUUUCAAGCUUGGACUGCGACGCCUGAGGAGCUUGAAAAGCAGAAUCUCGCCAACAACGUCAUGGUUACGGACCCACUCAAGAAGAUUGAUUUUACUGUCGACCGUAAACCCAAAUCGCAGAGACGGCCAUUCGUUCGGGGACGAGGUGCAGGCAAUGGACGAGGUGGAAGGCGUGGCGGCGGCGGCUCGUCCGGAUUCGGUCGCGGAGGCAUGCCCAUGCCCAUGCAGGUGCAGGUCGUCCCCGUUCCCAUGGACACGAUGAUCUCUGGAGGGCUUCCCACAAGUCCUCCCAUAGCUAUCAAUGGAGUCCGACUCCGAUGGGUAUGCCGCCGCCUCUGCAUCACGGCGGCGCUCCGCCGUCUCACCACUGGGGUGCCAACACCGGUGCCCCGGUGGUAA
This is a messenger RNA of Cordyceps militaris CM01, 1974 nucleotides long. RefSeq names its product cryptochrome DASH. Gene Ontology annotation, biological process: photoreactive repair. Gene Ontology annotation, molecular function: deoxyribodipyrimidine photo-lyase activity; damaged DNA binding; FAD binding. The record is from RefSeq and is a predicted model, not a curated record. The transcript is spliced from 3 exons. Bases 1 to 1974 code for a protein of 657 amino acids. Lineage: Eukaryota; Fungi; Ascomycota; Sordariomycetes; Hypocreales; Cordycipitaceae.